CUUCCUGUGUAUCGCCCAGUUGGCUUUGACUGCGACAUUCUCGGCUUUUAUUUUGCGGCAGCUUCAGAGCAAUCAAAAUUUCUAUUAGUAUUUUUAGAAAACACCUGUCCGUGCAGAGACCGAGAGCUUUAGUCCUUUACUCCUGAGAAGCCAUGGCCUCCGGUAUAGACCUGACCCGCGAGUGUCGGCACGUGUUCGAGCAGAUCCGGAAGCUGAAGCAGCACCGUUACGCUAUCCUCUCCAUUGAGGACGAGCGCCAGAUCAGGGUGGAGUGCUUGGGGGUGCGGGAGGCAGGCUACGAGGACUUCCUGGCCGAUUUGCUACGCCCUGGUCAAAAUCAAUGCCGGUUCGCCGUCUACGAUUAUGCGUAUCAUCACCAGUGCCAGGGUACCUCGUCCACCUGCCUCAAGGAAAAGCUCUUCCUGAUGCUGUGGUGUCCUUCGCAGGCUCGCAUCAAGGACAAGAUGCUCUACUCCAGCUCCUUCGCCGUCCUCAAGAGGGACUUCGUUGGUGUUCAGAAGUGCAUCCAGGCCACCGAACUGGACGAGGCCUGCCGAGAUGCUGUAGAGGAGCAGCUGCGCUCCCUGGACAGGGAUUAAAGGGUCAAAUGGAUCAAGGAGCAACAUACUUCACUCAUUUGUUAACGAAAAUUAAAAGUUUGUAAUUUAUAUUUUA
Messenger RNA from Drosophila ananassae, 675 nucleotides. RefSeq names its product cofilin/actin-depolymerizing factor homolog. The record is from RefSeq and is a predicted model, not a curated record. Gene Ontology annotation, molecular function: actin filament binding. Gene Ontology annotation, cellular component: cytoplasm; actin cortical patch; actin cytoskeleton. Bases 153 to 599 code for a protein of 148 amino acids. The transcript has a single exon. Gene Ontology annotation, biological process: actin filament fragmentation; cell motility; actin filament severing. Lineage: Eukaryota; Metazoa; Arthropoda; Insecta; Diptera; Drosophilidae.